AGUACGUUUACACUGAAAUAACUUCAGACGCAGGCAGGUGGUUACAUGAAGGUUAAUGACGGAGCCUCUGAUAGCCUUUUACUUUAUCCAAGGAUAUUUCUCGUAACCCAGACAAAGGAAUUGAUAGAGUUGGAGCUUCUUUUUUUUGCAAUUCUUGGUUGAGAGCACAUGUUAUGGAAGGAGGGGCCUUGAUCUAAAGGAGACCAAGCCAGGCAGCCCGAAAUAACCCAAACCUUCAUUGUCUUUUUGGAGUGAAUCUUCUCUUCUUAGCUUGUUGAAAUGCCUUGACCGUCACCCCGCCGUACCAUGGCAGGUUUAGUCUCCUCUGUGGGUUUGGUAGUGAUGCUCAAGGCUCUUAAGCAUGCCCAUGGCCAGCGUGCAUUGAUUCUGGGGAUGACGGUGUUAGUAACAGUGAUUGCAGCUGACUCACCUGUUGCAGAAGAGUCUCUGUUGGACUCCACACAACACCCUAUGGGAUUUCUUGGGCAUGUUCCAAGUUCAACAGGGUUCAAACCAUUAGCCUUACCAGCCUCACAUUAUACUGCCUUUGAGAGCCCAGACUCACCUGGUGCCCUGCCAUCCAUUCCUGAACCGAACCAUGAAGUUAGGAUUGGAGGCAUCUCAAAUUUCCAGUGGGGACGUGUUGCUUCUAAAAACUCCAAAUCCUUCACAGCAAGUGACCUCCUUGCAGAAGAACCACACCCACUUUCAACUCCAUCAUUAAGCCCCUCUGAACAUGCAUUGGAGUCUCGUCCACAAUUUGAGGCACCAGCUAAACUCUCCACGGACUGGAAGUUGGCCAGCACAAAGUCUGCCAAGCAAUCUUCCUCUCUCUCUCCAACUCCUACACAAUCCCAGUUGCAGCCUCAGUCGAAUAUAUCCACAGCAUCAUUAAGCCCCUCUGCUUUUACAAGGUCAACAACACCUCAGCUAGAUCUUAAUUCUGAGCAGAAAGCAACUUUCAGCAAUCAGCAGAAUGGUGCAUCAGAGCAAACACUGUCAAUCAUGACCUCAUUUCCUACUCAGCCUCUUGAGGCCCCUAAACUGUCUUUUACUGACUCUGCGGCAGAUGAUAGUACAAUCCUGGACGUGAACCAGCUGAGCCCCAGCAGUGUCCCCAUGGGGGAGCCAGCACGUGACAUUAACAUGCUACCCAACCCAGAUGAGAUUCUGGCCCCUGGCUACAAUGUGCCUUUCAUUGCCCCGCACCCUACAUCACCUUCAUCUGAACCCACUGAGGUCUCUCCAGAGGACUUCUAUCCAACCAACACCAUGGAGUUUGACUGGGGGUCUGGGGACUACUUGGAGACAAUGUCAUUUUUAAAUGCAGACGGAGAGGAGUACUCUCUGGUCACCAAGGUGCCCUCUGACUCGUAUGAUCUGGAGGACUAUACAGAAAGCUAUGACACAUCCUUCCCUUCCAGAGUCGGCAUAUUCCCUUCGUCCUUGAAUCCACUUCAUGUCUCACCUUCUCCCAGCCUCACGAUGGCGUACAACACCAUUACCCCACUUAAAUCCCUUCAUUCUUCCUCUUUGUCCUCUACAAUUCACUAUACGCUGGACCCUACUCCCACAGCUAACAGUGAUAUACCCGACGCAUCGGACAUAGAUUGGCCCGAUACUUUCACCAUUCAACCGACAGAUGUCCUCUUACCUGACAUGAACAGCUUGGAGUACUACACCACUCAGUUGACCAAGGAGAACAACAGUUCAGACACUGGAGCAGAACACAGAGAGAACGUUACCGUGUUGUCCAUCAGUGGUACAGACAUCACACCCACAAGCAGCGUCACCAAUGAUACCAAAUUUAGUGAGGAUGAGUCCUCCAGUGAUCUGUCAGGGUUUGAGCCUCAAGAAGAGCUAACCCCAGUAUUAACCACAGAGGGGACUCCUCAGCUGGUCAAUGCCUCUGAGCCUUUUCUGGAUCCUUCUAUAGCCCCAAGCCACUUUUUUGAUCCCUCUUCUUCUGUCUGGGGAGGCCAGUUGUCCACCACCGAUUGGUCUGGACAUACUCUAACUGUUGGCCUAACUGAAGCUAUGCUACCCAGUGCAACACUUUUGCUGCCAGAUGAUGUAAUGUCUCCCUCCUCUCUGACAGAUGUCCAUUGGUUUGUUACAGAGUCAUUCCCAUCGAGUACUAUACACACCACUUCAGUCUUAACUGCAACUAUAGCCUUCUCCCCAGUUCCCACUGAACCUGCUGCCAACACCUCAAUGGAUACAACAGAAUUAAAUCCCCAAGACUCUCCUUAUACAACCACACAAUCUCUCAAUAUCACUUUAAUUUCAACUGAACCCACAUCUAAUGUCACUGUGGUCCCUCCAGUUGUGUUGGGUGAUGAGGGGGUGACUGAAAACGGAGUUGACAUCGCAGCCACAAUGACCUUGAUCCCAACUAGCAGUGAAGCUAAUACAGUCUCUGCUGAACCUACAACCCCAACUGCCACUAUUACUUCUCAUCAAGCCACAACUAGAACUACUGCCACCAAUGAAGCCUCAACUAAUGUCAACGUCAUCUCUGCCACUAGCGGAAAGACCACAACUACAGCACCAACAUCAAGACAGUACCUCUGCAACCAUGACAGGCCUGCUUAUUUAGUAAAAAUUGGUUUUCCUUCCGGGGCCACUGUUGGAUAUGCUAAAUCUCAAGUGAGAGACAUACUGAAAGGGGAAUUCAACAAGUCUGUGGAGCUGCAGGUUGUGGACCCCCCACCAAAGUUUGUGUUUCGAGUGGUGUCUGGUCCAGUUGUGUACACAGCCAUAUCUGUCAUCAAUGCUUUGCGAAGGUCUGGGCGUCGCUUCCUGUCUGUGUCUCCCAACUGGACAACACCAGACAAUAAAUAUCAAGUCCACACAGUGCUGCAGUUUGUUCCCAGUCACACAGAUGUGCGGUUCUGCAACUUCAGUGAGAGCAUUGAGAAAGGUUUGACCAUGGCCUUUGCCGAAGUGCGUCGGCGUUCAAAGGAGUCAACCAACUUUACAGUGCAUAUCGUAAACAUCACAAUGGCUGCUCCGAAAAAUCAGGAACAACGGCUAGUGAGGCAGCCGGUGGACAUGACUUUCACUGUGCGUGGUUCAAGGGGUUACCUGAUGGGGUCAGAGGUCAGCAAUGCUCUGAUGAAGCUCACAAUGGUGGAGUUCAGCUAUUACAUGGGUUUUCCUGUACUGCAGAUUGCUGAGCCUUUCCAUUAUCCAGAGUUGAACACCAGCCAGUUGCUUCGCUCCUCCUGGGUUAGAACAGUGCUAAUGGGUGUGCUGGACCAGAAAGUGGGUGAAAGGACCUUUCAAGCCAACAUGGAGCGCCGGGUGGCCAUGUUACUCGGGGAGGCAACGGGAUUAAUCAGACGUGUUAGGAGAGCCACCCUGAUAGGCAACAGCAGUGUCCAGGUUGUUAGUGCGAGCCGGCUGGUGGGUGCGGACCAUCCCUUGGAGAUAGUGUAUUUUGUGGAGGGUCCCAGUGGUCAGAGGACGCCUGCAGCUCAAACGGCCAACCUACUCAACAGCCUGGACGUUCAAAGGGCUGCCAUCGUCUUGGGAUAUCGUGUCCAGGGCAUUUUGGCACAGCCUGUAGAGAAGGUGGCGUCCUUACCCUCUGACGCUGAGAACACCAACACGUGGAUCGUCAUUGGGGUUGUGAUUCCCCUCCUUGUGGUCGUCGUCAUCAUUUCCAUCCUGUACUGGAAACUGUGUAGGACAGACAAGCUGGAGUUCCAGUCCGACGCCAUGACCUCCAUCCAGCAGAGACAGAAGUUGCAGGCUCCCAGUGUGAAAGGCUUCGACUUUGCCAAGCUGCACCUUGGCCAGCACAGUAAGGAUGAUGUCAUGGUGAUCCAGGAGGCUGGCCCGCCUGGGCCUGGCCUCGGGCCCCUCCCCCUUUCCCUUAAAGAUGGCCUCAGUCCAUCUGAGAACGGGGAGAUCCCCACACCCUUAUCCAAAACCUCCACCAAGGCAUCCCGCAGCGGUCGAAGGCGAGGAAGGAUCUCGCCGUCUGACGGGGACUCUGUGGUAAGUGACCAUUCCAGUGAGCGGGAAUCAACUGAGGAGAACCUGAGAGCCCACGCCACGCCCAGCGACAGCAAGCAGACCCGCAAGAAUAGAAUUGGUCCUCCUCCUAUGAAUGGUACAAACGAGCAGCUGUCUUCAGCCUCCAUCUUUGAACAUGUUGAUCGGAUGUCUCGUGCCACAGAUGCAAGCAGGAGACUUCCCAACAAAAUCCAGCUUAUCGCCAUGCAGCCCAUGCCUAUCCCACCUCUGCAGAGCCCACCCUUCAAUGGCAAACUGUCUGACAGCAACCAAAUCACCAAAGAGAUCCAGGUAGCAUUGAGGCACAAGUCAGAGAUUGAGCACCAUCGUAACAAGAUACGUCUGCGUGCCAAGAGGAAGGGCCACUACGACUUCCCCACCAUGGAUGACUCGACGAAUGGCCUUGGAGAUGCAAAGGACCAGGAUCGCAUCUAUCAGAAAGCGCAGACACAGAUCGAUAAGAUCCUGGACCCGGAUGCCCAGACGCCCUCCUUCUUCAUGGAAUCCAAGAAAAGUGGUCGAGGUAGGCGCUCCCCCAAACAGAGGAUGAAGGAGCAGCUCAUUGGAGGAAUGAUGGAGGCAGACAAAGAUCACCUCAUCACUGAAGACAGUGAUGCAGUUUACAGAAAGUGUCCUGGAGUCAACAAUGUGGCCUACGUGUCGGACCCUGACCAAGGCCCAGGAUCCCCUCACAGUAGCCUCUCCCCCACCGAUGACGUCUUCCUAGGUCCCGCUUCCUCUCCGCCAGGCCAUGCCCCUCCCCCACCCCCCUACAUGCCUCCACAGCCCUCCAUUGAGGAGGCGCGGCAGCAGAUGCACUCCCUGCUGGACGAUGCUUUUGCCCUAGUGUCUCCCACCUCUCAGGGCAGCACGUCAGGGAUCACUCUCCCAGGGGUCAACACCAACCCCCCUCUCUCCAGCCCUCCAGGUCGCGGCCCCAGACCUUGGGGUCCCUCCUACCAAGCUCUUGGCCCUUUCCCUGGUAGGUUCACUGAGCUGAGCAUGUCCCCUCCUCCCAUCCAAGGCCUGAUACCAAGGCCGGGCCUUGGCUCUUGCUACCUGCCACCAGGAGAAACAGCCGGGCAAUGUGAGCAGCUGCAGCCAGACAGCCUGUACUCCAGCAGGGGCCUCUACGCUGAUGAGCUGCCCUCAUCUGCCAGACCGCGGCCAGUAGGGGGAACUACAGGUGCCCAGCUCCAUCAUCUUACACAGGUGGGCUUGUCCAGCCGGAUGAAUGGUUACCCAGCAGGCAUCAGGGCGCCUCCAGGUCAAAACGGAGGCCUUGGCUGGAACCACUACCAUGGUGACAAUUUCUCCAGGGCGGAGCCUGAAAAAGAUGCAUUCCUGGACUGUCCUGACUACACGUCCUGCUCUAUCUUCCAGACGCCCAGAAGUGGUAUCAGGGAGCCUUUGGCACCCCCUGUCCACCUAGACACCUUGGGGAUGGGCUAUCUGUCAGCCCCACCUCCCCAGGAUACAUCUCCUCCUACCCACUCCUCCGCCUCCCUGAUCAAGGCCAUCAGAGAGGAGCUGAUGCGUCUCUCCCAGAAACAGGCAGCUGUGCCCAGCUACCACAGCUGAAGCCCCGGCCUCCAUUCUGUAGCUCCAAACCAGUCAUGCCACUGACCCCGCCUGCCUGCUCCGCCUAAUCUGACAAUACUUCCCAUGGAAGUCCCCGAGGGUGUACAGCAGAGAGAUAGUCCUGCUAAACUGAAGUGAAGAAGUGGCUAGUAGAGAUUUCUAACUGAAGAACUGAAUGACAGGAUUGUUGAUACAGCUGCUAGACUAUUCACAAGAGGACAGAAUCGACUGCAGUAUGUCAAAUCAGAGACAGUGUUAUGAAAUGAAGAACAAUAUGAACAGUAUCCUGGACCUUUAAGACGAGAGGACGUGACGUGUGUGUCCUGCACUUCAUUGUGGAUCAGGAUUGAAUGAUCAUGCCGAGCCCUGCCCACUGUGGAUCCAUAUCCUGGACCUAUUUGAGAUUUUGCUGCAUUUCUUCAGACUCAGUAUUCUGUUGUCAUGGUUUCAUUCUCAUGCUGCCUUCACUAAACAGGAAUACCCCAUAAGACAGUGGUUCCCAACCUUUUUCCUUAAGGGACCUCUUUUCUAUUAAUGAGUAAACUGACGACCCCUGACUUAGUGACAUAUUUUAUGGAUAUUUCAUAUUAUAUUAUUCAGUAGCAGUACAUCUAAUAAACUGUACAAUUAACCCAGAUAGUGAAGUUUGUGUAAAAAGAAAAAAGGCUAAUUGGAUGAAAUGUGAGCCGUAUUUCCUGUGAAUAUUGCAGCAGAGAUGAGUUUUCCUGUUAUUUUAGGAACUUUUUAUAACAAUUCUCUGUAUUAUGUAUUCAUAACAAUCAUACAUACCUAAUAGGCUUCCUUUUUUUUACAAAUUCAGUAUUUUCUUCUCCCUGAAGCUUGGCCAUAGUUCUAUUAGCUCUUUGGUGGUUUUAACUGCGCACGAGGCUGCAGAGAGGAAAGGCUCUGUGAAUACAGCCGCUUGUGUUCUGGUCUUAAGUUUGUAUUUUAAAUAAUAAUCAAAACUUAAACAAUAACGAUUUCAUUUAGAUUUCGUCACAGAAAUUAAUGAAAUGCUGAGAAAUGUGAUGUAAUUAUAAUUUGUUUAAAAGUUUGAAGCCCCUUUUUAAAAUCAAGUCUCGUGACCCCUCGUGAAGGUUUGGUGACCCCCUAGUGGGAGUCGGGACCCCCAGAUUGGGAAGAGACAAUGUCAUUUUAAGGAAAUAUCUUUCCUUUUUUUUUACAUUUCUUAAACUACCAUACAGGUAUUUUGUUGUCCUCCGAUGCAGGCCCUUCACCUCUUUAUCACCGUUGGAUGCUACUUCAUGUUUUCUGCCAUGAUGAGCCAUUCUAUGCCUUGACACUGUGAUGUAGUUCACCUGACCCAAUCUACUGUACCAGCCUACAGUAAGGUCAAAGUUCACAGCCAGUUCAGACAGUAGACACAAAGGGGCGUCCACAGAGACUCAUUAACACUACCUAGUCUUUCUGUACUUACCGCAGUAGCACAGAGUUAGUCUGAAUAGAUAUUUUUUGACUUACAGUACAUUACUAGUUUUUUGUGGACUUGCAUUCAUGUACCCUGUUUUUAUUUGUGUUUAGUAG
Cottoperca gobio is the source of this 7149-nucleotide messenger RNA. RefSeq names its product UPF0606 protein KIAA1549. Bases 307 to 5604 code for a protein of 1765 amino acids. NCBI's taxonomy places the organism in Eukaryota, Metazoa, Chordata, Actinopteri, Perciformes, Bovichtidae. The transcript is spliced from 22 exons. The record is from RefSeq and is a predicted model, not a curated record.